AUGGCGACCAUUCCAACAGAAGUUCCAAUCCCAUUCUCUGAGCCGCCAUACCUUCAAGGCUUGCCGGUUCCCUGGAUGACACCACAACUUCGAGAGUGGCAACAAAAAUGCCGAGCUUUCAUCACAGAGCAUUUGACACAGUAUGCCUGGGACUGGGAAAAGGAAGAAACUGUUCCAGAGCAUGUCUUUGGAGACUUCAACAAGCAUAACAUGCUCAUCCCUUCAUUGCCGGCUCCUCUUCCAGUGAAAGAAUUGAAGGAUGCUGGAAUCCACGAUAUCCUUGGCGUCAAGGUAGAGGACUUCACAUACUUCCACAAUUACAUCUACGGCGACGAGAUGAUGAGGAGUGGUUUGGCGGGGCCACCUGGCAGUCUUACUACUGGCAUGGCCUUUGGUGUACCGCCUAUCAUUAAGUUCGGUAAUGAGCAGCUCAAGAAGCGAUUUCUGCCCGAUCUACUCACUGGACGGAAGAGAACCUGCAUUGCGAUUACGGAACCAGACGCUGGAUCUGACGUGGCGAACAUUCGCACCACUGGCGUCAAGAGUAAGGACGGGAAGAAGUGGAUCAUCAACGGCACCAAGAAAUGGAUCACGAACGGGUACUGGGCGGAUCUCUCAGCAAUGGCCGUGCGUACAGGAGGACCCGGGCCUUCAGGCUUAUCGAUGAUCGUCGUGCCGCUCAAGGGCCACAAGGGAGUUGAAAUGCGGCGGCUGAAGGUUCAAGGACAGAUCAGCGCCGGCACUACCUUCAUUGAGCUGGACGACGUCGAGGUGCCUGUGGAGAACCUCAUUGGAGAAGAAGGACAAGGCAUGAGAUAUAUAAUGACGAAUUUCAAUCACGAGCGGCUUACCAUCGCUGUCGGCGCUACGAGACAAGCGAGAGUCGCCCUGUCAGCUGCGUUCUCAUACGUGUUGAAGAGGGAGGCGUUUGGCAAGAAACUCUUCGACCAGCCGGUUGUGAGGCACAGACUCGCAAAGGCUGGAACCCUCUUGGAGUCGCAGAGCGCCUGGGUGGAGCAAUUCGUGUACCAGAUGACAACGAUGAAGAAGGAAGACGCAGACGUUGCCCUUGGAGGAUUGACCGCCGCAGCAAAGGCCAACGCUGGAAUGGUGCUCAAAGAGUGUGCAGACUGUGCCGUAUUGCUAUUCGGCGGUUCGGGAUACACUCGAUCUGGUCAGGGAGAGAUCGCAGAGAGAAUGGUCAGGGAAGUCAAUGGUCAGCGUAUUCCAGGUGGCUCAGAAGACGUGAUGCUUGACCUCAUGGUUCGUCAAUUGGGCAAGAAUUACGAGCGGGCAUUGAAGAGGUUGGAGCAGAGUUCGGGAUCGAAGCUUUAG
Zasmidium cellare ATCC 36951 is the source of this 1335-nucleotide messenger RNA. RefSeq lists its product as uncharacterized. The record is from RefSeq and is a predicted model, not a curated record. NCBI's taxonomy places the organism in Eukaryota, Fungi, Ascomycota, Dothideomycetes, Mycosphaerellales, Mycosphaerellaceae. Gene Ontology annotation, molecular function: flavin adenine dinucleotide binding; oxidoreductase activity, acting on the CH-CH group of donors. The transcript has a single exon. Bases 1 to 1335 code for a protein of 444 amino acids.